Molecule: messenger RNA, 1164 nt
Organism: Pochonia chlamydosporia 170
Lineage: Eukaryota; Fungi; Ascomycota; Sordariomycetes; Hypocreales; Clavicipitaceae
Product: fungal zn(2)-Cys(6) binuclear cluster domain-containing protein
Exons: 4
Coding region: 1-1164 (387 amino acids)
Biological process (GO): regulation of DNA-templated transcription
Molecular function (GO): DNA-binding transcription factor activity, RNA polymerase II-specific; zinc ion binding
Source: RefSeq, a predicted model, not a curated record
AUGUUCAACACCUGGAAACAAAGCAGCAACUCGUACGUAGUUCUUUCGACAGGGCCGCCAUUUGAGCGGCCACAAAAUGGGAAGCAUCGGCGGUCAGCCUGCAACGCCUGUCGCAAUAGCAAGAUACGAUGUACAAACGAGCUCACUGGUUGCGGAAACUGUCAAAAAAGGAGCCUGGAUUGCCAAUACGGCACCGAAGGUGGCACUGAGUUCAACAUCGGGGCCGUGCAAGGACGACGUAAGCUGAGACAAAAGUCGGGACUAGCUCUGUCUGUGUCCCCUGCUACACAUGAUCUCGAUAGGCCCCAAGUUCAAAUUAGUCGCAAGGACACAGAUUGGACAGACUCGGAAAUUACGCUUGGACCAGCUACAGGCCUUUCGUCUGGAUCCCAAAUGGGUUCUCCAAACACCAACAUCGCUAGUCUUCGGUCGGACAGAACUCUAGAUCUCGCAAAUGGGAUAUCUGACUUCGUAGACCAUACUGGACAUAUACCAAGAGGCAAGGCUUUCUUAGAUCAAUUGCCUCUCGAGCACCCCGUGAACACUUCAGGUAGCGACCCUUGCGGUUCUGAUCGCUCUCCAUCCCUUCAUAUUUUGGCCAACACGGAUAUUACUGAACCCACCGAGAUCGGGUUCACUGGAGACAGUACAUCUCAAAGCAUCACGCCCGUCUUCUCCAAUACCAGCUCUCUCUCUUGCCUAUGUCCUGUCACCGCUUUGGACACCUGGGAGACCCUGAUUACCGACAUUUCCUCAAAUGGAGGCUCCACGGAUAGUCUUGCGAGAUGUCAAAAGGCGGCCAUGUUAAGUUGCGAGGCACUGGUCCGCUGCCAUGGGUGCUCAUCGCGGUCGCAGGACGUCAUGCUACUCAUCGACAUCUGCGCAAAGCUGCUUGAAAGUCUAAAGUCGCAAGAUGGAGAGUUUUCCCUGCUCCACCGGCGAAGUGAUCGCCGACUGUCAUUGUACGAGUAUUCGACAGAACACGGUAUGGCAGAAGAUGACGAGGAUGACGACGAGAAACAUAUCCUGCACAGCUUUUGGAUGGCACGGAUGCAAAGGCUAGGGCGCUUAAUAGCUAGAGUCGGGAUGUUACUAGAUGGAGAAGAGUGGUCGGCGCACAGGGGCUUACUUCAAGGCGUGCAGGUGCUGUUUACAAAUGACUAA